This is a messenger RNA of Magnolia sinica, 943 nucleotides long. RefSeq names its product WUSCHEL-related homeobox 3-like. The coding region runs from base 315 to 809 and encodes 164 amino acids. NCBI's taxonomy places the organism in Eukaryota, Viridiplantae, Streptophyta, Magnoliopsida, Magnoliales, Magnoliaceae. Gene Ontology annotation, biological process: plant organ development. The record is from RefSeq and is a predicted model, not a curated record. Gene Ontology annotation, molecular function: DNA binding; DNA-binding transcription factor activity. The transcript has 2 exons.
GAGAGAUUAGGGCUCCGAUUGCUUGAAUGAUUCUUCAUGAUCACCAUGUCCUUGGAAAAAUGCACUACGGACAGAACCUCCCCCCUCUCUCUCUCGGAAGGAAAUGAAAAGAGAAAAAUAAAAUAAAAGAAUUCCUUCCCUCUGAAAGACCGAAACCCCAUUCAACGCCUAUCAGAACAACAUCAGCAUGACUAGCACCAGUACCUUUCCUCUCUUUACCCUUUUCUUUUGCAGCUCUUCCUCUCAAUCCGUUUUGUCUCUUCCCUCUCUCUCCUCUUCCUCUAUCUUCAUCCCUCCAAAGAGAAAAAAGCAACAUGCCUCAGGCAGUUUCAACAAGAUGGUGCCCAACACCAGAUCAGCUGAUGAUCUUGGAAGAGAUGUAUAAAGGCGGGAUAAAGACUCCAAACGCCUUUCAGAUACAACAGAUAACUGCCCAUCUCUCCUUGUAUGGAAAGAUUGAAGGGAAGAAUGUUUUCUACUGGUUUCAGAAUCACAAGGCCAGAGAUAGGCAGAAGCUGAGGAGGCUCAGUAGACAACAACCCCAACAGCAGCUUCCCCAGCAAAACCCAACUCACUCACUUCAUCAGGGAGGUAUCGAAGAGAUAACCCAAGUGAAGAAUUUCCACGGCCAGUUGGAGACUUCAAGAAGGGAAGGCAUAGAGAAGGCAGCUAUGGCCUGCCAGGAUGAAUGGACGGUGAUGAUGGAUGUAGGUCCAACUUCAUGUUACAGACCUCUUAAAACCCUAGAACUCUUCCCUAUUAAAAGUACUGGGCUUAAGGAAGAGCGAAAUGCAUCAGGACUACCCUAGAACCCUAUCUUUCUUCAUCCUUUUGUUUUUCAUGCUCUAGAAACUCAGUGGACUGGGAAAGAAGUAUCUUGUCGAGCUCGUACUGGAACUCUGCAGACACUGUUUUUUUCCAAAUUAGAAUCUCUUGGAAUUGA